This is a messenger RNA of Talpa occidentalis (Iberian mole), 837 nucleotides long. It is a transcript of the gene ARGFX, whose product is annotated as arginine-fifty homeobox. The record is from RefSeq and is a predicted model, not a curated record. Gene Ontology annotation, molecular function: RNA polymerase II cis-regulatory region sequence-specific DNA binding; DNA-binding transcription factor activity, RNA polymerase II-specific. Gene Ontology annotation, cellular component: nucleus. Lineage: Eukaryota; Metazoa; Chordata; Mammalia; Eulipotyphla; Talpidae. Gene Ontology annotation, biological process: regulation of transcription by RNA polymerase II.
AUGAAUCAUCAUAGCAUUUACAUGAUACAAGACUAUGUUGAUCACAGAUUUCCAUUCCAGAUUGCAGUACCCCUGAUGAACAGAAUGGCCCCAGAGUAUUCCCAGCCAGACCCUUUUAUCAACAUGGAUGAUUUUAAUAUAAGUGUGAUACCACAGGUUCCAGCUGUUCCCACAAUAUGGAAGAAACACCAAGGUCAUACCUCAUUCACCUGUAUAUACCUGUUUGGCCACACCAUGUUUCCAGAUAAAAAUCUCCAGAGGGAACUUGCUUUGAAACUCGACCUAUCAGAGUCAAAAGUAACAAUUUGGUUCAGGAACUGACAAUUUAAAUUGAAGAAGCAAAGAAAGUUUCAACAGCAGCAGCAAUCACUAAAGCUAUCAAACCAGAUCCUUCCAGCCAGGAAUGUGCCUGCCUCACCCAGAGCAUCAACCGGUGCUCAUCCUAUUUUCCCUACAGAUUCAGAUUUCUAUAGCUCCCUUCCAUCUGAGUACGUAGGUCCUUCUGACUGGACAUGGCAUUUUUCCACUGAGAGUCCCACAAGUGAUGAUCAAAGGCAAGAGCCUCUGUUAGAGUGGCUAGUGGCUUCAGUCACUGCGUUGUAUUCUGAAGCCUAUGACAUAGCCCAAAUCAUGGACUUGUACAGUUUUCCUGAUGAGGAAGAGAUAACCAGCUCUUCUUUUUGCUGUCUAUAUCAUUAUCUAACCCCCACCCAACAUGGCCCUAGCUAGACAAAGGUUUCCUCCCUUAGCAUCUUUGCUGAUCCAGCUGUCAGUCUAUCUGCUGGGCAAGCCUGGGGUCUGCUAGGACAAGCAGAGGUUUUGCAACCCAUGGUCUAA